AUGAGCCUGUGCAUGAAGGAGUGGGAGAAGAGAGUGGCGAAGAAGGUGGGAAAGGAGUGGUGGAACCUCAAGCCAAUGCAACGCCCCCAUGAUGUGAGGACUCAUGAGUGGAAGGGCAAGUGGGAAGGCUUCAUGCAGCAGUUCAGCAUCAAGGGCAACCCUAUUCAGAGGGUCACACAAAUGCUUCAUGAAUGGUCCAAGGAGUGCCUGUGGUGA
Molecule: messenger RNA, 216 nt
Organism: Acanthamoeba castellanii str. Neff
Lineage: Eukaryota; Discosea; Longamoebia; Acanthamoebidae
Exons: 3
Coding region: 1-216 (71 amino acids)
Source: RefSeq, a predicted model, not a curated record